UAUAUCCUUACCAGUGGCUACAAAUAAGCUUCCUCUGAUUCUCUCAUGUUGUCUGCCACCAACUGUCUCUCCUUCUCCUUCUCCCCUUGGGGAUCUCGUACGAUCAACUAUGCAUCUCCAGCUCUUUAAGCAACAAAUCUAAUAAAGGUUGGAAGCUCAUCUUUUGCACAAUUCUUUUGAGCAAGUGACUACCAGCAAUCAUGGAUCCACUGGCAAGAAACGCGCUGAUGGGAAAAAAACCUAAACAGCAGUUAACAAAGGAUGUCACAUUUACUUUGUUUCUCUCAGUCUUUACUGCUGUUCUUGGUUUUUUCCAAUAUGGUUUCUGUAUUGGAGUCAUCAAUGCUCCUCAACAGAUCAUAAUGAUGCACUAUGCAAAGGUCCUGGACAUUGAAACUGCAAAAAAUACCACUGGCAGUUUUUUAAUUGAAGAAGUAUUGAAAGAUCCAACGGUCAUGAUGCUUUGGUCCUUGUCUGUCUCUAUGUUUGCUGUUGGCGGGAUGAUUUCCUCCUUCACCGUUGGCUGGAUUGGGGAAAAGAUGCCCCGAGUAAGAGCCAUGCUACUGGUGAAUGUUUUUGCAGUCUCUGGGAAUAUAUUUUUUGUAGUGGCAAAAAGUGGCCCUUCUCACAUCCUGGUAAUUAUUGGAAGAGUCUUAACAGGUUUGCAUGGCGGUCUCUCAUCUGGACUUGCUCCAUUGUAUAUUGGAGAAAUAGCUCCAACCGCUCUCCGUGGAGCUCUGGGCACCCUGAAUCAGCUGGCUGUUGUUAUAGGUAUUCUUAUCAGCCAGGUUCUUGGACUGGAUAUCUUUUUCGGCACGUCAAAAACGUGGCCAUUACUUCUGUCCCUGUCAGGUGGUGCUGCUGUCUUACAGAUUUUUCUGCUCCUAAUUUGUCCAGAAAGUCCUAGAUACAUGUACAUAAAAUGUGGCAAUGUUGAAGGAGCCCAAAAAAAUUUACUAAAACUGAGAGGACAAAACUAUGAUCCCACCAAAGAACUUGAGGAAAUGGAGAAAGAGAAAGAAGAAUUGUCAAAAGAAAAACCUGUCUCCAUUUGGCAGCUGGCUACAACUGAAACCUACCGCCAGCCAUUCAUAGUGGCCAUAGGAGUUCAUAUUGCUCAACAGUUUUCUGGAAUUAAUGCUAUUUUCUACUACUCUACUGAUAUUUUUAAAAAAGCUCAUGUCAAGAAGCCUAUUUAUGCAACCAUAGGAGUCGGCUUUGUGAAUAUGGUGUUCACCGUUGUUGCUCUUUUCCUGGUGGAGAAAGCAGGGAGACGGAUUCUCUUCAUGGCUGGUCUGUUAGGCAUGAUGGUGUGUACCAUAACAAUGACUCUUGGGCUCGUACUUCAGCCCAAUAUUGCAUGGAUGAGCUACGUCAGCCUAGUUUCCGUCUUCCUCUUUGUGUCUUUUUUUGAAAUUGGACCAGGACCGAUUCCCUGGUUCAUUGUUGCAGAGUUAUUCAGCCAAGGUCCUCGCCCAGCAGCUGUCGCAAUCGCUGGAUUUUCCAACUGGGUCACCAAUUUCUGCAUUGGAAUGUUCUUCCCAUACCUGGCUAAACUAUUGGGCGCCUACGUCUUUCUGGUCUUUGCGGGCCUCCUCGUCCUUUUCGUCUUGUUUAUUUACUUGAAAGUGCCAGAAACCAAAGGCAAGUCCUUCGAAGAGAUUGCAGAAGAAUUCCGCCGUCGAAGCAAGAAAGUUGUCGGAGGACCUACUGAAAUGGAGUAUUUGGGAGCCAACCAAGAGGCUUAGAAGCAUCGUUGCAAGAAGAAGGCUUGGAGUCAACCCAGUAGAAACUCUGGAGAAACAGGUUUAAAAAAAAAACUAUAAAUGUGUGGAAGGUUAAAUCUGUUCUAUGACUACUAGUGGAUGAUUUUGCAGAGCAGUCUCUUUAAUUUCUCGGUUCCCUCAGGAACAUGUUGUGUUAUGGAGUCUCACGAACCUUAUGCAAAAGAGGCCAAGGAAGAAACUUAUGGGGAGGGCUAUUGGAUUAAUGGGGACCUAUAUUCCCAUUGAUCCAUUGUACAGGUAUUCCUUGACUUACAACCAGAAUUGAGCCCCAAAUUUCCACUGCUAAGCAAGACUUAGCCUUGCCAAAUCUCAGCCUAGAGCCCAUUUUAUGACCUUUCUUGCCACAGUGGUUCGUUCAGUUGAAUCGCUGCCAUCGUUAAGUUAGUAACAUGGUUGUAAAGCGAAUCUGGCUUCCCCGUUGACAUUGCUUGGCAGACGGCCGCAAAA
This is a messenger RNA of Pseudonaja textilis, 2234 nucleotides long. RefSeq names its product solute carrier family 2 member 2 (gene SLC2A2). The record is from RefSeq and is a predicted model, not a curated record. Gene Ontology annotation, biological process: dehydroascorbic acid transport. Gene Ontology annotation, molecular function: D-glucose transmembrane transporter activity. Lineage: Eukaryota; Metazoa; Chordata; Lepidosauria; Squamata; Elapidae. Gene Ontology annotation, cellular component: plasma membrane; brush border.